Hydatigera taeniaeformis is the source of this 1089-nucleotide messenger RNA. NCBI's taxonomy places the organism in Eukaryota, Metazoa, Platyhelminthes, Cestoda, Cyclophyllidea, Taeniidae. The record is from the annotation of a GenBank genome assembly.
AUGAGUAACAAUCUACAUGAAUUUCAGAACUACGACAGUAGCUUUUAUGGGGAUGCUAUUGAAGAACUUAGCGCAGAGAAGUUAAAAGGGUACACUGUUAGUGAUCUAACCCUUAGGGCGCUAACAUUAUGUCGAUUCAAGCGCCCUUCCUCAUACAUUGAAUGUGUCAAGACGGAACAAGGGGAUCAUCAAAUAUCAAUCGUCGACGAUGCUUUGACGGAAAAACGUCUAGACGAGUCAAUAACAUUAUCCAAUAAUCUGCAAUCUUUCUCAUCCUCUAAUCUCUCUGACAUCAAUUCUACAGUUGUGGAGGGGGAAGAUGAACUGACGGUUGUUGCCUCGAUAGCGUCGAGGAGUGAAGAAUGCAGUCACCCAUGCUCCAGCAAUAGAACUAGCAAUGAUGAGGAAACUGAGCUUGGUGUGACGGAACUGGUAGAAGCACUUCAACAUUUGUCGCGGGACGCACGUUUUCGCAGUAUUCGACCACUCUGGCGCGAUCCCAACUCGCGGCUUCUACCCAGCGACGAGACAGCUUCAGUCGAAGCAAUGCUACGGGAGUAUAACAACCUCCUCCUUACCGCUGCUACUACCCCUAACGUUUCUUCUUCACUAAACUCUCAGCUGGCCGUUCGUCGGCCCUAUCACUCCACUCUCAACCGGUGGCGACAACAGGAACGCAUCCAAGUAGAAAACUUUAUUCUAGCAAAUCGUCUGCGCAACAUUCGGCCUAGCCCAGAAACUUCGAGGGAGGCGCUUUUGAAGCAUUACAGGGAAUAUUUCAUCACACCCGUCACUGCUCAGUGUCUUACCAAAAUGCCAACCCUAGACUCCGACUCUUCGUUGCCAAGGUGUCGUCCUCGCUGCUCUUCGGCCCGCUCCACUCAGAUAGGUGCUUCGAGGCCACUAAAGUCCUUUAACAGCAGCAUUUCCUCACGGGCUACUCCGGCACCUCCUCGAGCCUCUGCCUGUGGCUGCACCUCCACCUCUCGAGGCUCUAUUGUGGAGACUCCACGAUCUCGUGAGGUUCUCAAAAGCCUAAACUCCGUGCGUAGGGCACUCCACGAGCAGCGUGUCAAAGGCAAACUCUAG